CUGCAGUGAAAAUGAAGCGGUCACGAGCUUGCCUGUUGCUGUUCAUAUUUUAUUUUCUCCACAUUACAGAUUGUGCUACAUUCAGAUUUGCAUCUUAUUAUGCAAGCCACAUGGUUUUACAACAGAAGCCCUCGCAGGCUGUUAUUUGGGGCUUUGGAGAAGUUGGAGCUGCUGUCACAGUCUCACUUUUUAAUGGGUCUGAGACCAUUUCAAAAAAGUCUGUGCCCAUAAAUGAUGAUGCAGGUGUUUGGAAAGUACUUCUGGAUCCUGUUGAUCAUGGAGGGCCGUACUGGUUACUUGCCCAACAAAACUACCAGAAAGAUGUUACAGACUUGGCACUGCAUGACCUUUUGUUUGGUGAUGUUUGGCUUUGUGGUGGACAGAGCAAUAUGGAGAUGACUGUUUCACAGGUAUUUAAUGCUAGUAAAGAACUGGCAAAAGCUGCUGACUAUCCCACCAUUAGAUUGUUUACUGCAUCAUUAGAAACAUCUCUAAAGGAACUUGAUGACCUUGCAAAGGUAGAUUUACAGUGGUCAGUACCAACCUCUGAAAACCUUGGAAAUGGCGAGUUUACAUAUUUUUCUGCUGUUUGCUGGCUGUUUGGUCAACAUUUGUCACGCAAACUGAAGUAUCCAAUUGGAUUAGUGGAGUCUGUUUGGGGAGGAACGCCUGUUGAGGCUUGGUCCUCAAAAAGAGCACUUCAAAAAUGUGGGCUUUCUCAUCAUGCGGAAUGUGCCUCUAAAAGAUCAAUGUAUACAGAAGAAAUGGCUGGACCAUGUAACUACACAGUACUGUGGAACGCUAUGAUACACCCUUUGCUCAAUAUGACUAUUAAAGGAGCUAUUUGGUAUCAAGGUGAACAAAACACAAUCACGAACACUAACUUGUAUAACUGCACUUUCCCAGCCCUCAUAGAAGACUGGCGACUAUCUUUUUAUGAAGGCACAAAUGGGCAAACUGAUAGACACUUCCCCUUUGGCUUUGUUCAGUUAUCUACAGAUCAGAAAAGCCAGCAAAAUGAUAAUUACCCUGUCAUUAGAUGGCAUCAAACUGCUGAUUAUGGUUAUGUUCCUAAUCCAAAGAUGAACAACACAUUUAUGGCUGUUGCAAUGGAUCUUGGGGAUGAUACCUCUCCUUAUGGCUGUGUUCACCCAAGAGAUAAACAAACCGUCGCCUACCGAUUGUAUCUGGGAGCAAGAGCAAUCGCUUAUGGUGACAAAAAUGUUCAAUUUCAAGGUCCAUUUCCCACCAAAUUUGAAGUGUUUUAUAAAGAAUCCUAUGUAAACAUCACAUAUGAUCAGAAACUUCUAAUAACACAUUUAAGUGACAGCAUUUUUGAGGUGCUUUGUGACUCAACGGAUGAAACAGUGGGUGGCUGGUUUCCAGUACCAGUAACAUCAGCAUGUUCUUAUGUGGUCACUGUGUGCUUUAAAGGCUGCUCACAAAUUGCAGCAAUACGUUAUGCAUGGCAGGACUGGCCCUGUGAAUACAAAAAGUGCCCCAUUUAUAGUAUUCAGAGAAGACUGCCUGCUCCCGUCUUUGUGGAGUAUUUUAAGAAAUAAAAGCGGGGGAGAUUCAAUAGUGGCAAUCAUAAACUGAUUCAGAACAUUAUUGGUGAUACUGUUUAAAAGUCGUCAUGAUUACUCAUCCAAUGAAUAGGGCUUGUGCCAAACAAACUUUUUUACAUAUUGUUUUAAUUAAGAAAAAAAAACCUAUCUGGCAAAGACAAAUACAGAGCAGCUACAAUUUCCCUGGUCAGCUUAAUAAAUAAUAAAAAUGGGCAUUUAUUGUGAUUAAAGCAAGAAGCAAAAAGUAUGUUCAGCACAAGCCCCCACUGACCCAAAGGCACAAUAGUACAUAGUCAGUGUAUAUAAUACAUUAUAUGUUGUUUGUUAUGUCUUCUUGCUUGGGAGUAUAUGAGAUACUUGAGAGAUACAAAUUGGUGGAGUUGGAAGGUGUUAGGGUAAAAAAGACUAUGCUUGUACCAAUUAUAUCCAAUUGCAGAUCCAUGCAAAAUGACUUUGUGCCAAAUUCAAUAUUUUUUUGAAAUCUGAGCUAGUGCACUGCUUGAAUAAAAUGUUU
This is a messenger RNA of Xenopus laevis (African clawed frog), 2082 nucleotides long. RefSeq names its product sialic acid acetylesterase L homeolog (gene siae.L). Gene Ontology annotation, molecular function: sialate O-acetylesterase activity. The record is from RefSeq and is marked provisional. NCBI's taxonomy places the organism in Eukaryota, Metazoa, Chordata, Amphibia, Anura, Pipidae. Gene Ontology annotation, biological process: carbohydrate metabolic process.